Molecule: messenger RNA, 972 nt
Organism: Phytophthora infestans T30-4
Lineage: Eukaryota; Oomycota; Peronosporomycetes; Peronosporales; Peronosporaceae
Exons: 4
Coding region: 1-972 (323 amino acids)
Source: RefSeq, a predicted model, not a curated record
AUGCGACUCUGGACUGCGUUGCUGGGCAUCUUUGCUGGCGGGCUGAGCGUCGAGGCAGCCAGUCACGCAACCUUCGCGGUGUGGCCUCAGUAUAUCGAUACAGUCGUGUCGCUCUCAGUAAACGCAGGUUUCUUGGCCAAGUCUUUUUGCAAAUUCCACACAUGGAAGACAAGCAACCCGCUUGAUGCUGAAUCGCCAAGUCUCUGCUUCUCUUCGUCCUUUCCUAUCUCGUCCCAGAGUGAUGGUACAUCAUUUUACAAUGUGAUUAUACGUGGGAGUAGUGAAGGUUUCGCUAGCUUUGGCAAGUCGGUGACCGAGCGCGCUCUGUUUGGAGCUCAGCUACCCUUCCGAAAGAGCCAGGAUGAGGCUAGACUAGCAGUGGUGACGUUCCGUCGCAGCUUAAACUCUGCGACUAUCGAGGCAGAGUAUAUGGUAGCGUGGAUUGCUACACCGUCGAGCUCCGAAGAAACAUUUAAAGCUGCUCUUGCAGUCGACCAGAGUGGAAGUGACGUGCUAGUAGUGACAUCCAUUGGAAGUGACUUGGAUGUUGACGAGCUCGAGCUCGCUUGGCUCCAGCGAGAUGGAAAACGCGUUGCACCGUCAUCUCCACGAUCUGUUCUAGAAGUACGAUCUCCAAAGACAAACGUGGCAGCCUCACUACAAGCAGCUAUCGCGGGAGAAGGGUUUCAUCGCCGAUACGUACUGGAUGUAAAGGUCCUUGACUCGAAAAUCUGCAGUGGAAAUGCUGACAACAAAUCGAUCCUUGCGCGUGUGCCCAUCUCAAACACUGCGUAUAUCGACUUGGACGAGAUUCGGAGAAUGGAGCGCUUCAGUGAGCUGAAACUGCUGUCCUUCACGAAGCACAUUGAAAUCGAGCGACCGUCUCCUGUUUCUUCACAGCAUGUCGUUGGUCUCGAGUUUACAAUACAUGGGGCUUAUUUGAUCACAGUGACAGCCUCUGGCUUCGUCUAG